Messenger RNA from Aspergillus novofumigatus IBT 16806, 1137 nucleotides. RefSeq names its product mitochondrial 54S ribosomal protein bL27m. Gene Ontology annotation, cellular component: ribosome; mitochondrial large ribosomal subunit. The record is from RefSeq and is a predicted model, not a curated record. Gene Ontology annotation, biological process: translation. Gene Ontology annotation, molecular function: structural constituent of ribosome. Bases 5 to 775 code for a protein of 256 amino acids. The transcript has a single exon. NCBI's taxonomy places the organism in Eukaryota, Fungi, Ascomycota, Eurotiomycetes, Eurotiales, Aspergillaceae.
CACAAUGUUACAACCCAGACUGUUAGCGCCCUUCCGGGCGCUCGAACGCACAUUUGCUUCGUCCCUCCGCUCGUCGCAGGCGAUACACCACCCGCCUCGAUCUUCGCUACUCUUCCAACGCACACCCAUCUCCGCACCGUCUCCGAUCUCGAAAUUCCUCCUCCCUCUUUCUCAUGUCCGUCACGCCUCUCACGCCACUCAGGGUACUGCAAACCGACACUCGCGUGAUCCUGCUGGGAAGCGACUCGGCGCGAAGAAAACCGGUGGUGAAUAUGUUGUCCCCGGUUGCAUUAUCUUCCGACAGCGCGGAACGAAGUGGUUCCCCGGCGAGAAUUGUGCGAUGGGCAGAGACCACACCAUCUACGCCACAGAGGCUGGCUACGUGAGAUAUUACCUCGAUCCCGAGCGGCAUCCGGACCGGAAGUACAUUGGUGUCUGCUUCGAGAAGGAAGGAAAGCUGCCCACACCGCGGAACGCCCCGACGAGACGGAAGUUGAACAGAAUCGCUGUCCCUCGCAUCCCUGAUGGCCCCGAAGUCGUUGCUCAGUCAGAUUUGGUUGCAACUGUUGAAGAGGGCACGAUGGUCUCCAGCGUGGAGGCCGCCAAUGCCGCCACAGGCCCCAGCUGCGUCCUGGAUACAUGUACCGUGAGGCGAACUGGCAGAUUGGCCGCGCCGCUGAGAAGGCCGGCAUCACCGCCAAGCCCUAUAGGCGCAAGAAUCGUUGGCUGGCCUGGAGAAAGAGGCAGGCUAGAGCCGAACGUGCUGCCCAGAUGAAGAGCCUUAAGAGCAAGAAGAAGGCCGCGAAGAAGGGCAAGGGUGGCCGUUAGUUGAUCGAUAAGUUCUCUUAUCUUCAGCAACAUAUUAUCAGAGCUCUUUGUAUGACACAUUCGCAGGGUUUUAAGGUGUUUCUUGUAUUAUAGAUCGUCACAUGCUCCAAAUUACAGAUUGUAUGAUGUGUCCGAGUCUUCGAAGAAGCAGCAGACAGGGAUCAGAAUUGUAAACCUGAAUUGUAUUUAUCUCUGUUUAGUUUGUUCCAAAGAGCGAGAAGUAGGUGCUCUGCCAAGAAACACGCGUUUGGAUAAGUAUAGCAGAAAAAUGCAGGGGUAUCUGUACAGGUCUAGAGCAUUGGCGGCUCG